Molecule: messenger RNA, 1863 nt
Organism: Pediculus humanus corporis (human body louse)
Lineage: Eukaryota; Metazoa; Arthropoda; Insecta; Psocodea; Pediculidae
Product: F-box/WD-repeat protein, putative
Exons: 6
Coding region: 1-1863 (620 amino acids)
Biological process (GO): proteasome-mediated ubiquitin-dependent protein catabolic process; ubiquitin recycling
Cellular component (GO): nucleus; cytoplasm
Molecular function (GO): ubiquitin binding
Source: RefSeq, a predicted model, not a curated record
AUGGCUUUACCAUGUUCUUCAAAAUCAAUAACGGAAACAGAUUCGUCCAAAAACUUAAAUAAUGAUGAGGACGUAAGCGAAGAUAAAAGAAACAGUGACGGUGAUGAAAUUGAUUCUGGAGUACGUGAAGGUGAUGGUGAUCAAAAUAGUGAAGGGGAAGAAUCUUGGAGUGAUUCUUCAUCAUUAUUAGUUGAUGAUGAACCGAAGCCAUCAGUGUUAGCUCAAAAAUCAACUUGUUCAAAGCCUUUUGUACAGAGAAAAAGAAAAUAUGAUAAUUCAACCAAUAAACCAGAUGAUUCUGAUUCAUCUACUUUAUGUAAAAAAAUUAAUGCAGAGAGUAAGACUGAAGGAGUAUCCAGCUCUGGGAAAGAAAAAACUAAAACUAGAUGCAUUAUUCCAACCAAAGAUAACCCUCCACCUGAAUUACACGACUGGUUGGUUCAAUUCCAAAAAUGGACUAAUGCUGAAAGGCUCUUGGGUUUGGAUCAGCUUAUCGAAUUAUGCAAUCCAUCUCAAGUUCGUCAUAUUAUGCAAGUUAUUGAACCUCAAUUUCAAAGAGAUUUUAUUUCCCUUUUGCCCAAAGAGUUGGCACUCCACGUCCUUUCAUUUUUGGAGCCAAGAGAUCUGCUACGAGCCGCUCAAACUUGUCAAACAUGGAGAUUUUUGGCCGAAGAUAAUCUUUUAUGGAGAGAAAAAUGUCGCGAAGCCGGCAUCGAAGACGUGAGAGAAUAUCUUCAUAGGAGACGUCAAAGAUCUGGAACAAAUGUCACGUCUUCGUGGAAAGCCGCAUUCAUGAGACAGCACAAAAUAGAAAUGAAUUGGAGAACUAGACCUAUCAGAGCUGUUAAAGUACUCAAAGGCCACGAUGAUCACGUAAUAACUUGCUUACAAUUUUCUGGAAACCGCAUAGUAUCAGGAUCGGAUGAUAAUACGCUUAAAGUCUGGUCGGCAACGACAGGAAAGUGUUUAAGAACUUUGGUGGGUCAUACGGGUGGUGUCUGGUCUUCACAAAUGUCCGGAAACAUUAUCGUUUCCGGUUCAACAGACCGAACUCUCAAAGUAUGGAAUGCGGAAUCUGGUAGUUGUAUUCACACACUCUACGGUCACACUUCUACUGUUCGCUGUAUGCAUCUGCACCAAAACAGGGUCGUAAGCGGUUCCAGAGAUGCAACGUUAAGAGUAUGGAACAUAGAUACCGGCGAGUGCCUUUAUGUUUUAGUAGGUCAUUUAGCUGCGGUACGAUGUGUUCAAUACGAUGGAAAACUUGUAGUAUCUGGUGCUUAUGACUAUAUGGUUAAGGUUUGGAUUCCAGAAAGAGAAGAAUGUCUGCACACUCUUCAGGGUCACACGAACAGAGUUUAUUCUCUGCAGUUUGACGGGGUUCACGUAGUUAGUGGGUCUUUAGAUACUAGCAUAAGGGUAUGGGAAGUCGAAAGCGGAGCUUGCAGGCACACGCUGAUGGGUCAUCAAAGUUUAACUUCGGGUAUGGAGUUGAGAAACAACAUUUUAGUUUCGGGAAACGCGGAUUCGACGGUCAAAGUCUGGGACAUUGUUACGGGACAGUGCCUUCAAACCCUAUCAGGGCCUAACAAACAUCAAUCCGCGGUAACUUGUCUUCAGUUUAACAAACGUUUUGUAAUAACGUCUUCCGACGAUGGAACGGUUAAAUUAUGGGACGUGAGAACGGGGGAAUUCAUACGGAAUUUAGUGGCACUGGAUUCGGGAGGAUCGGGCGGUGUGGUUUGGAGAAUUCGAGCAAACGAAACAAAAUUGGUGUGCGCCGUGGGAAGCAGAAACGGUACCGAGGAAACAAAACUUUUAGUCUUAGAUUUCGAUGUCGAAUCGUCCAAAUCGACAUCUUGA